This is a messenger RNA of Ixodes scapularis (black-legged tick), 976 nucleotides long. RefSeq lists its product as uncharacterized. The coding region runs from base 1 to 918 and encodes 305 amino acids. The transcript has a single exon. Gene Ontology annotation, molecular function: protein dimerization activity. Lineage: Eukaryota; Metazoa; Arthropoda; Arachnida; Ixodida; Ixodidae. The record is from RefSeq and is a predicted model, not a curated record.
AUGUCCCGUGAGAAGCGCCUGGUUUAUUUCCUAUCAUCGGAACUGAACAGGGCAUACUGUCUUUUUCUGGUAAAUGUGAUACCACUUUUUGACAAGACAAACUGCCUGCUUCAGGCACAGGCUCCUCAGAUCCACAUACUCAGGGGCCUCUUGAACCAGCUUCUAGAGGAUCUCUUGACGAGAUUCGUCCGCCCAGAUGUUCUGAAGGGAUGGCACUCAUUGCUGACAUUGGCUUUUGGAGCUGUGGAGAACCAAAGAGAAGAUAAGGACCUUGUCAUUGGUAGCAUGACAUAUUCCGUUGUUGAAAGGCUCAAGCCAAAUGAGAGAGAGCAGUUCUUUUCUGCUGUUCGUUUGUACUUCGCAACGGUAUGCGAUUACAUCCGCAACAAGUUUCCCUUGGAAAACGUAGACUUCAGGAUGGCUGAAGUUGCCCAACUGCAGUCGUUGGACACCUCAUCGUUCAGCAGCAUACGCCAUUUUGUUACGGCAUUCCCUGCACUGCUGCCUCAGCAGAGCAAUGAGUCAAAGGAUGAGGCAAUGGAUGCACUCGAAGUUGAGUUCGCCAACCUGCAAGCAUAUAAUAACCUUUCGUUGGCUAUAUUAAACGAACCAAGGAGUGACGUACAGUGGGCACAGGUAGGGGACAUUCGAAGUGUCGACGGAACGCUGAAGUUCCACAGGAUUGCAGUGUUCAUGCUGGGGAUCUUGACGAUUCCCCAUAGCAAUGCUGAAUGUGAAAGACUGUUCAGCACUGUAAACAAGACGCGGACGGAGUUCCGCUCCUCAGUUUCCGACAGGACCCUCGGAAACCUGCUCAUGGUGAAGGGGCAUCAAAAUGGGGCGUGCUUCGAACAAGUGUACUCGGAGAACUUUCUGAAGCAGGCGAAAUCAGCAACAGCAAAAUCGCUGAAAAAAUGAACCAACAGGCGAAAUCGACAACAGAAAAAUCGCUGACAAAAUAAAUCAUCAUUCAUCC